Messenger RNA from Cuscuta europaea, 923 nucleotides. The record is from the annotation of a GenBank genome assembly. NCBI's taxonomy places the organism in Eukaryota, Viridiplantae, Streptophyta, Magnoliopsida, Solanales, Convolvulaceae.
GAUUGCUACUAAUGCUCCUUUUAAUCAGCCAACAUUCUAACUGAGAUCGUACUGUACGCCGUACGUAACGUACAUUUUAUUUUUUUCGUUAUACUAUCAAUAUAAAUUUGGUACUUCCGGUACUUCUAUAUAACUCAUUCUUGGAGACUAUGGCGAGAAAGAAGUCAGAUGCCUUAUCAUGUCGCCGGGAGGGUCGCGGCGGCGAAGCAGAUGAAGCAAAAAUGACCAGUCGCGGCGGCGAAGCCGAUGAAGGGAAAAUGACCAGUCUCGGCGGCGGCGGGUUGUGCGUACCCCAAGAUAGCUUGGAUGAUUUGGACUUCUUCCCUAACUUUUUCGACGAUGCUAUCCCCUUAACGGACCUCCUACUUUCUUCUCCGUCUCCCCCGGAACAUGGUGAAAGUACUAUUGAGGACGUUGCGGACAUCGAAGAUGACGAUAGGCGGCCGACGAACGCCGGAGAUGGUGAGUCUAUGGCUCAGGCGUUGAUCAAAGCUCACCCUCCGCUGUCGGAAGAUGAAUACGAGAGCCGUAAGCCGAUAAAGACGACUUGUAUGGAUGAUGGAUUGAGUGUCUCCAAACGGAGACGAAAAAGCAGUCCUACAAAGAAAAAGAAGGCAAAAAAGAAGAGGAAGACAGGGAGGAAGUGCAGUCACUGCGAGACGGCGGAGACGCCUCAAUGGCGGAGAGGUCCCAUGGGACCGAACACUCUGUGCAAUGCUUGUGGCGUCAGAUACAAGUCCGGCAGGUUAUUGCCCGAGUAUAGGCCUUUCGCCAGUCCAACUUUUGACAGUUCUAAGCAUUCUAACUUUCACAGGAAAAUUUUGAAGAGCAGCAGAAAAAAUUAUACUUCAUUCUCUUAGAUCAAUGGGUAUAUAUUACCACCGUUCUCUUUUAAUUCCAACAUUGUACUUUUUGCACUAUUC